Messenger RNA from Penicillium diatomitis, 189 nucleotides. RefSeq lists its product as uncharacterized. The transcript is spliced from 2 exons. NCBI's taxonomy places the organism in Eukaryota, Fungi, Ascomycota, Eurotiomycetes, Eurotiales, Aspergillaceae. The coding region runs from base 1 to 189 and encodes 62 amino acids. The record is from RefSeq and is a predicted model, not a curated record.
AUGCCCGACAGCGACUCGCAGACUUUUUUGAGCCCGGCAACUACGCGUCGUCUCUCAGAUACAUCGACUAGCGAGCAUAGCCAGUUCAAGAAGUCGGCGAAAGGGUCCGGCAAGCAGGGAAAGUCAAUGUUGGACUCGGCGCAUGAGACGGUCGCCAAGGCUUUGGGCGGAGGGUCUCGAGGCGAGUGA